Messenger RNA from Pieris brassicae (large cabbage white), 3347 nucleotides. RefSeq names its product N-acetylgalactosaminyltransferase 6-like. The record is from RefSeq and is a predicted model, not a curated record. Gene Ontology annotation, cellular component: Golgi apparatus. The transcript has 13 exons. Lineage: Eukaryota; Metazoa; Arthropoda; Insecta; Lepidoptera; Pieridae. Bases 384 to 2183 code for a protein of 599 amino acids.
CCGCCUCAGAUCGGAGGCACUUGUAAAAAUAAUAGGGUUUGUUUGGGUUAUUUGCAAACUAGUAAUUCGUACAUUUUACUACUUCUAUUUUAUUUUUUAAUCAUUAUCUAUCAAAAAAAAAAUCCUGUCAUUAUUGAUGAAGCUUAUAAAUUGCAUUUUUUGAACUAGUUUUGUAUAUUGUAGUGCUUGUGUCGAAGCCGGUAAACGGGUUUUGGACUGUAAUAUUUAAAUUGUUCCCAUAUAAGUGGCCCUGUUUUCGUUUAACGUUAAAAUCAUAUUAGUUUCAAUUUUAUUUAACAAUACCAUGGGCGUAAGAAAUUGCGUUAAAACUUGUGGUUAAAUUUGUGGUUUAUUUUAAGACAAACAAAAGAGAACACAUUCCCAUGAUGAGACGGCACAUUCUAAGGCUGUUUCGAGUCCGCAACUUAAUUAUAAUAACUGUAAUAAUUGGAACCAUAUACCUUGUAAAAUCCUUUAAUGAUGUUAAAUCUUUAGAACCAUUUAAACAAUCAUUGCUUGGUACUGUUGUAAAGCAAUAUUUCAUACCUUCCAGUUUGAGAAAAAUAGACUGGCAUGAUUAUAAGAAGAUAAAAUAUGAGAGAAAACAAAAGGGGAUUGGAGAGCAGGGAAUUCCUGCAUAUUUAUCGAAAAAUGAGGAAGCUCUUGAAAAAGAGUUAUACUCAGUAAAUGGAUUUAAUGGCGCACUCAGUGAUAAAAUACCUCUUAACCGAUCUUUACCUGACAUACGGCAUAUUAAAUGUCAGAAACGGUUAUAUACUGAAUCUUUGCCUACAGUAAGUGUGGUGGUACCGUUUCAUAAUGAGCAUUGGAGUACAUUACUUCGCACAGCUGUUAGUGUUCUUAAUAGGUCACCCGAGUUCUUAAUAAAAGAAGUAAUUUUGGUGGAUGAUGCUAGUACAAAAGAUUUCUUAAAAAAGAAGCUAGACGACUAUUUAUCAGCCAACUUACCGAAAGUGCGAGUGAUAAGGCUGCCAACUCGGAGCGGGUUGAUAACAGCUCGGCUUGCGGGAGCCAAGGCGGCUUCGGCUGAUGUCUUGUUAUUCCUGGACUCGCAUACAGAGGCAAAUGUCAACUGGCUACCUCCACUGUUAGAACCAAUAGCCCUGGAUCACCGCACAGUGGUGUGUCCAUACAUUGACGUGAUCGCCUACGACACAUUCGAAUACCGGGCUCAAGACGAAGGCGCGCGCGGAGCGUUCGACUGGGAGUUGUACUACAAGAGGUUGCCCUUAUUGCCAAAGGACAUCCGCAACAUGCCGGAGCCAUUUGAGAGUCCAGUGAUGGCGGGAGGUUUAUUCGCGAUGUCCCGAUCGUUCUUCUGGGAGCUGGGGGGCUACGAUCCCGGAUUAGACAUAUGGGGAGGGGAACAGUAUGAACUCAGUUUUAAGAUCUGGCAAUGCGGUGGUCGUAUGGUGGACGCGCCGUGUUCCCGCGUGGGGCAUAUCUAUCGCAAGUUUGCCCCUUUCCCCAACCCGGGUCACGGAGACUUUGUGGGACGCAACUACCGUCGCGUGGCCGAAGUUUGGAUGGACGAAUACGCUCAGUACUUGUACAAGAGACGACCUAACUAUCGCAACAUCGACACGGGAGACAUUUCCGAACAAAAGGCUCUGCGGGAGAGGUUGCGCUGCAGGUCCUUCAGGUGGUUCAUCACCCAGGUGGCGUUCGAUUUGACAGUGAAAUACCCUCCGGUGGAACCAGGCCCUUUUGCUGAAGGAACGAUAAAACCGGUGUCGAACCCGGAACUAUGCGUAGACGCACAUCGUGGCGCACAGAUGGACAAAUUGCUUCUAAAGAGGUGUACGGACAGUACAGCUAGCGAACAGAAGUUCAUGCUGUCUUGGCACAAGGAAAUUAGAUCGAAGAGUAGAAAUAUGUGUUGGGACCUUCCCGAGUCGGCUCCCAAAAGCCCAAUAUUACUGUACACCUGUCACCUGGGAGGAGGCAACCAGCUCUGGAGGUAUUUCCCGGACACGAAACGCUUGAAGCACGGCACAAAUGACAAUUGUCUCGACUGGGAUCCGAACUCACGGGACCUAUAUAUAAUGCCGUGUAGGGACUCCACCACUCAGCAGUGGAGUGUGGACCACGUGGAUUACGAUAUGAUGGGGAGAUGGGACAACGUGGCUAACCCAGUCACCGGACCCGUCGAAGAUAAUUAGCCUUGAUUAUUUUUUGAUGUGGAGUUCAAUAAUAUACGAAUUCCCGUAUCAAUUCGAAACUUGUAUGUUAUUUUUUUUAUAUAUCUAUUAUAAUGCAAUUUUUAUAAGUUUUUAGUCGAACAUAGUCCAUAAAAAUAUAAUUUAUUUUUAAUUACAUAGGCAAAGGAUUGGAUUGUAUGGAUUAUAUAUGUUUGUAAAUUGCUAUAGUUGGAAUUGUACAAAAAGGUAGCAUGUUUUUAUUAUAGAAAUAACAUUAUAUAACUUAAAAAUCAUUAAAAUUUUCCCUUUUUUUUUAAUAAAAUUAGUACCUGUAGCUAUGUAAUGAUUUUUUUAUAUAUGAUUAUUUAAAAUAUAUAUAGUUUUACGUUUGUUAAAUACGACGGGUGGUCAUUCCGUCCGUAUUUAAAAUAUAUUUAACGAUGUUUUAGAGAUUAAAUUGUUUAUUUAUUUUAAGCCAAAAAGUCGUAUAGACGAUCAGCAUGCUGUCUCUUUCUAGCAUUAUGUUAAAAAGGGACAACCUAUCACGAUAUUGUUACAACUAUGACCUGUCUUCUACAUAUAUUGUUGUAGUGCAUAAUAUACAUUUGCUCUAUAUAUAUAAAAUACUUUUUCAUUAAAAUAAAUGGGACAAACGGGCAGGAUCAGGUCACGUGAUGUUGAGUGAUCCCGCCGCCAGUGGACAUUCUCGACGUCAGAGGGAUCGCGAGUGCGUUGCCGGCCUUUUAUAAAUUUAUACGCUCUUCUCCUGACCUUAAGUCGGAAUGGAGUACUUUAGUGGGCAGCAGUUUUAAAAAUCCUCGAUCCUCGUGAUACGAGGUGAUUGGUAUCCGAACAACUGAUCAACUCUUCGUGGUAAAUGCGGUAGAAGAUGCAACUUCGCAACACCAAGAGAUCUUCUAUUUAUAGAAUAGAAGUCAUAGUUGUAACAAUGUCAUAGUGAUUUAUAUCCACACUAAGUCUGGAUUCACGCAAUACAUGUUUGUACACAAACUGUAUGUAGCGUCGUAUCAAUAUGUCAAAAUUAUUGUCUCGUCAAUGUUGUCUAUUAAAACUGCCAUUAUAUAGAUUAUUUUUAUACAUUACGUUUUUUGAAAUCGUUUGCAUUUUUUACUAUGUAUAUUGUGUUUUUGUUACUAAAUUAUUUAUAUCUACGUAAUUUUAAGA